AUGUCCGACCAGUCUGCGUUCAAACGGGCCAACGAGGCGGUUUCAUACCUCCGCUCCAGCUUGCCCGAAGGCCUACAGAAGCCCCAGGUUGCGAUUGUAUGUGGCUCAGGCCUGGGAGGGCUCGCGGAUACCAUCCACCCCGAGUCACGGGUGGAAUAUGACUACAAGUCUAUCCCCCACUUCCCACAGUCAACGGUUGCUGGACACGCGGGAAAGCUGGUGUUUGGACAUCUUGGCCAGAAGAUCCCUGCCGUUUUGAUGGUCGGUCGUGCUCAUUACUAUGAGGGACACUCCAUUGAUCAAGUGGCAUUCCCCAUUCAAGUGUUCAAGGAGCUGGGCGUGGACACGGUUGUCUGUGCGUUCUACAACCAGAGAAUACAAGGAAAGGAUACUGAGAGUUAUACAGUGACCAAUGCGGCCGGAGGGCUCAAUUCCGAGUAUGAAGUGGGAGAUCUCGUCCUAUUGAAUGAUCAUCUCUUUUUGGCGGGAUUGGCGGGAACCCAUCCUCUGAGAGGGCCCAAUGAGGACGACUUCGGGGUGCGAUUCCCACCCCUUUCUGAUGCCUAUGACCUUGAGCUUCGACGACACGUGCACCAAACGUGGAAAAAAAUGUCAUCUUCGGAGAACCGGAAAUUGCACGAGGGAGUGUAUGCUUAUGUUGGAGGCCCAACCUACGAGACAAGAGCCGAGAGCCGGAUGCUUCGCAUGAUGGGAGCAGACGUGGUAGGAAUGUCCACAGUACCGGAGAUUGUCACUGCCAGACACUGUGGCCUUCGAGUGCUUGCCUUCAGUUUGGUCACCAACAAGGCUGUGUUGGCACCUGUGCCCCGAGGAGAUGAGGAAUCAUUCCAAGGGAAAUCAGCAGAGGAGUUGAAUGCUGUUCUCGAAGAAGGCAAGGCAGGACAUGAAGAGGUCCUGGAGGCUGGCCGAGCGGCAGCCCUUGACAUGCAGGACCUGGUGGCCCAAACCCUGUUGGGUAUCUUCUCCCAUGUUUAA
Molecule: messenger RNA, 996 nt
Organism: Penicillium olsonii
Lineage: Eukaryota; Fungi; Ascomycota; Eurotiomycetes; Eurotiales; Aspergillaceae
Source: the annotation of a GenBank genome assembly